This is a messenger RNA of Pocillopora damicornis (cauliflower coral), 3805 nucleotides long. RefSeq lists its product as uncharacterized. Lineage: Eukaryota; Metazoa; Cnidaria; Anthozoa; Scleractinia; Pocilloporidae. The record is from RefSeq and is a predicted model, not a curated record.
UCGGAGAAUGACAACAGACGGAGGAGAAAUCAUUGUGAGGAACUAGCGGCAGAAAUGGCUCAACCUUCAGCUGAUCUUCAAGUUGCCGGUGGCGACAACGACGCUCUUGAUGGUGCUGAAGGUGGCGUUGAACCCUUCGAAAAUGAUGUGAAAACUCGUCCUGGUAAAUCUAAAAGGAAACAGAAGGAAAAUAAUUCUAAAAAAGGGGCGCGAAAUCCUUACUUUGACCUCGCUGCUGAUGUCUCCGGUUCUUUUAAGCAGCUUCGCACUCCAGGCAGCAAUGAUGACCGCGAUUCGCUGUUUCAGCGUGAGUCAACCGACUCUAUGCCUCAUCAGGAGUCUGUUUCAGAAUACGACCUAGACGCCACUUGUGGGCCAGGCUCCGACGGGCAUAGAAGCUUCCAGUCAGAGACAUACAGGCUAGAGAUGGGAACUACAUGCAGUUACAGACAAGAAAACUCUGGGUCAGUUGUGCAACAGGAAUCCAUCUCGGAAUAUAACCCAGACGCAACUUGUGGCUCAGCCUCGGAGAGCUGUGUACAUUUAAACUUCGAAUCAGAGAUGCACAAUGAAGAGAGGUCUGAAACUGAAUACGACCUUAAGAAGGAAGGAACUGGAUCAUUCGUGCAACAGGAGUCACUUUCGGACUAUAACCCAGACGCAACUUGUGGGUCGGGUCAUGAAAGCUCUGGAGCUUUCAGAGACGGAGACUCGUUGAAUUAUCGAGGUGAAGGCACUAAAUCGGUUGCCCAACAAGAGUCUCUUUCAGGGUAUGACGAAAGUGGUUCUUGUGGUUCAGGGCUUUUACGCUCAGACAAUGAAAGGUUUGAAUACUCUAGCAUUCAGACGGAAGAUUCGCAAAGUUUUCACGAAGGAAGUUGUGGGAUGGAGGAUCACCUUUCAAAGUCUACCACUUAUUUUGAUGCAACUUAUGGAGAAUGCCACUCUAAGACAGAUGGAGAACCUUACUCCAAACGAACGAAACCUAACCCAGAGGUAACAGAGGAACUUUCACUUCCGCCAACCUCGGAGUCGAUGCAAGAAUCAAUACCAAAAGUAUCUGCAGCGAAUUCCGAACAAGACGAAGCCAUUUCUGUAGAAAGUGAAGGAAUUAUCUCUCGACCUACCGAAGUACAACCUAUGUCAAGAAAUGUUGAUACAAAAUGCGAUCCCUGUUUGAGCUCAGAGUUCGAGAACAUGAAUCUUGCAGACAGCGCCAGCGUUGAAUCCGGUCGAUAUGACUUCUCUCUAUCGGAAAGUGCUGCUUCAAGUUUCCAGUCAAAUAACUGGCAAGAGGCAUGGAGAGAUCCUCAGAAGUCACCGAAGAAUGACGCUGGUGGUGUCAGAAGUAAUUCCAACGAUUUCUCUGAUUUUGGAGAUUAUCGCUCGCAAUAUUCGGCUCCUGUUGGCAAUUCGCAAGGCGCUAGACCUAAGACCACUUUUAAGGUACCCCAUGGAAAGAAAUCUAAAAGGCCGAAACAGAACACAAAGAACGCUUAUACUGAGCUUGCCAAGGACUUAGCUGGCGACGUAUUAGCCAUGAACAAGCAAUUAGAAGAAUCACAAGCAACAGCACGUGAAACAAGUUACAAGGAAGGAAGUGUAAAAGGGAAAGAGUUGUUGAACAACAGCACAGGACAAAAAGCAACGUCCAGAGAACGGCUUUUAGCAGAUGUACCCACCGAAGCUCGCAGAGAGGCUAAUGAUAGAAGUAGGGAGCGAAAAAGCCAAGAGCUUUUUGACGGAAGCAUCGUAGAAAAUGAGUCAGCUGCUGGCAGUAGUAUGGUAUCGGAUAGUCAUAGUGUGAGAGAACAACGGACACUGUUUGAUGGUAGUAGUUUGCAAACUGAGAUGUCAAACGACACUUCAUUACUUUCUAAUCCGUCGGAGGGAGAAAGUCUCAGUUCUAGUCAACAGACGAGCAUGACAACGAACAAGGACCUGGGAAGGAUGGAUGUUUCUACUUCGAGGAAGGACGUCUCUGCUAGAGGAAAUGGCGCAACUUUUCGGGAGAGAUACGAUUCUGAGGCGGAACGACGGGCUCAACUCGAAGAGCAGCAACGCACGAUUGACAAUAUGGCACCAGAGCUUCAAGCACUGGUGAUACAGAUGAUGCAGGGAAACGAGGAGGAACAGAGAGGGUACGCGACUCAUAACUUGUACUACAACCCCCCUGUACCUCCAAGAACGCUUCCUCCGGCUCGUGGACGAAGCACAAACCAAGUAAACUAUGCAGAUGGAGCCUCUAAGAAGCGUGGAGGCAAGAAAUCUCGUAAGGGCCCUAAAAACAAAGGUCACUAUGUAGAGCUUGCGGGUAUUAUAGCCCCUCAGUUCGCAGCAAUGAAUGCAGAGAUGGUGAAUGGACACGGUAAAGAGCCACAAGCAGCAGCAGCAGCAGCAGAAACAACUGCCCCAGGCAUGCGCACUGGGAAUGAACCGUCUAAGCUACAACCUGGUUCUCAUCAUGAAGCCAACGGACUGGAUCCUAAUCUGACUGGUGCGCGUCCUCGUGAUCAUAUGUCUUUUUCAGGUACAAGACUUCAAUCACGUGACCAGUCACGUGGUUAUUCGUCUAUGCCACACUCGGGAGCUCAGGGUAGAGACACCACUGAUGGUCGAGGUGCAUCAAGCCUUGUGGCAAACGGAACGACCUCCUCAAGAAGACAAGGCGGCAGCAAAGGCAAAGAUCCCAUCGGCAAAGAGAAUCGUGGGAAGCAAAACAAAAACAAAGCCGAAGAAACGAAAAAAUCUACGCUAUCUCAAAUGGCGGAAAACAUGGCACAAUCUUUCCAGCAACUAAACGAGCAGCUGGAAGCGCAACAUCAACAACAACAACGUCGGCCGCUUUCUUUCAAUAGCAACGGAGGUGCUGCUGCUGCUGCUGCUCGUGUUUCACCUGAACACGAAAAUGGUAGAACUUUUACGGCCGAAGAAGCUGUUGUGCGUGAUAAAAGUAGUGCUGUGACGAAUAAAAAUGCCCCGUCAGGCGCUGAGCGCAGUGAUAGAUAGAGUGACGUUGUGUUCUUCCCGAGUGUUAUUCAAUCUACUUGCUUUUACUUAUACCAAACCUUCCAAGAUGAAAGAGCUUUACAAAACAUAUCCUUUGUCUACUCUUAUUUCAAUAUAAAUAAAAUACUUAAGUAGAAUAGAGCUUAUGUAUAUUCUGCGCUGAUAGACUCACACUCCCUGAUUUUAAUCUGGCGAGUGAUCUGGUUUCAUAGGGAAACAAGACAGAAAAAUUAUCUUAGAGUUCUAUUGAUGGAUUAAAAGGGUCUAGCUUUUUUUUAAUUUGCUAUCGGACGACCGCGCAGCAGAAAUCCGAUUUGUUUUUCACCAAAUUAGAUGACACGAAGUCUUGUUACCAAUUUACCACUGACAAAAUUAACAAUUUCCGAGAAAAGAAGAAUAGCCAAGUUAUAAGGGAAGAAAGAAACAGUUUGCAUCAAUUAAGGGGUCUGCAUGCUGUAUCUAUGGUGAUUGAAACCGAGGUUGGGAUUGGUUCAUUUAAACCUUAACUUUGACUGUGAUUGGUUGAUUCAAAGUACAACUUUAAAUGUGAUUGACUUAUUGCACUGUCCAUUGACAACUUGGUGUUUUUUUAAACCCAUCACAAUCGAGAAAAUUGUAAUUUUUGUUAUUAACAAUCACUUUACCAUUCAUGCACAACAACAGACACUUUCGUGUUGGGUAAUUUUGACAAGAACUCUAUAAGAACGUUUAGUUUGGGAAGUUUAGCUAAAUAUAUUUCGUUUACAUGACUGUAAUCACAUUCGUGUCAAUCGUAAUUAAAGAUUGAGACAUGUCA